GAGAGAGAGAGAGAGAGAGAGAGAGAGAGAGAGCGAGAGGAGAGGGAGCAUCUCUGUGUAAGCAUUUAUAUCAUCAAAAAAAGGGAGCCAGCAUUUUUUCCUUCUCGUCCUCUCCACGGCUUGGUCCUGAACAAACCUCUGCUGGCGGUGGUUUUCCAAGAGGAGGAACCAGGUCUACGGCGAGAUGGUAAGAAGAGCAGGUUAUUUCAGCGGGAACUACCUCACCACCAUUCACAAGGGUCUACUCUGACCGCUCUGGAGACAGCAGUCUUUGUAGCUGUGUCCCAGAGACCCAGAUCCCCGUGCCUCGGAUCAGGCUCCCCUCACCGGGGGGACGCUGCUGACCUCGUCUUCACACCCCAAGCUCCCCGGCUGUGAAGGAUGGGUGAUGGGCCUGUGACGGAUCCCGCCUCGCGCCUGCCCCGCCUCGCGCCUCGAUGGAGCCCUCGUGGAACUCCUCCUCACACAGCCCUCCGCACGCACACUCCGCCUCCAACAUGUCCGCCUCGCUGGUGCCCCCCGCGCAGGACUGGGCGCUCUCCCACUGCCUAGCCCUGCUGGCCAUGCUGCUCAUGGACCUGCUGGCCGUGGUGGGCAACGGCGCCGUCAUGGCCGUGAUCGCCAAGGCGCCGCAGCUCCACAAGUUUGCGUUCGUCUUCCACCUGUGCUCGGUAGACCUGCUGGCCGCGCUGGUGCUGAUGCCCCUGGGGAUGCUCUCCGGCCGGGCCUUCUUCGGGGAGGCGCUGUGCCGCAGCUACCUCUUCCUCAGCGUGUGCCUGGUGAGCGCCGCCAUCCUCUCCAUCUCCGCCAUCAACGUGGAGCGCUACUACUACGUCAUCCACCCCAUGCGCUACGAGGUGAAGAUGACCGUGGGCCUGGUGGCCUCGGUGCUGGUGGGGAUCUGGGUCAAGGCCCUGGCCAUGUCCGUCCUGCCCCUGGUGGCCUGGCUCCUGCAGGGUGGCCGGGGCCCUCUGCUGGACGGGGGCGGGGUGGGGGUGGCGGCGGCCGGCGGGGCCGGAGGAGGCGGUGGCGGCGGGCCCGGGGGCCCCCCGGCGCCGUCCCCGGGGGGCCACAGGCGGUGCUCGCUGCACUGGACGGUGGGGGGCUCCAACCGCCUGGUGUUCAUGGUCCUCUUCACGCUGGUGUACUUCCUGUGCCCGCUGCUGCUCAUCCUGGUGGUGUACUGCAACAUGUUCAAGGUGGCCCGCGUGGCCGCCAUGCACCGCGGGCCCCUGCCCACCUGGAUGGACACGCCCCGCCGCCAGCGGCUGGAGUCCAUCAGCAGCCGCUCCACCAUGGUGACCAGCUCGGGGUCGGGCACGGGCACGGGCCGCGCCACCCCGCACAGGUCCUCCUUCGGCGGGGGCAAGGCGGCGGCCGUGCUGGCGGCCGUGGGCGGCCAGUUCCUCUGCUGCUGGCUGCCCUACUUCUCCUUCCACCUGUACUCGGCGGUGGCGGCCAGCCCCCCCGCCGCCCUGGCCUCCCUGGAGGAGGUGGUCACCUGGAUCGGCUACUUCUGCUUCACCUCAAACCCCUUCUUCUACGGCUGCCUCAACAGGCAGAUCCGCGAGGAGCUGGGCAAGCACGUGCCCUGCCUGUUCCGACGCGCCCGCCCGGAGGACGAGGACCUGGACGGCCGUGAGGGCUCCAUCGAGGAGAACUUCCUGCAGUUCCUCCAGGGCACGGGGUGUAACCUCGACCCCCCGGACUCGCAGGGCACGUCCAGCCCCAAGGGAGAGGCGUGCCGACCCGCGGUCCACGCUCAGGCCACUCAAGCCCCGCAGGCCGUUCCUAUCGAUUUCAGGAUUCCCGGGCAGAUCGCCGAGGACACGGCAGAGUUCACGGAUAGUGAGCACGUGAAAAAAAACAACCAUAUAAUAAAAGACAGUUAGGGUCACGAAGGAGGAUUGUAUCGUUUUAUCUCGUUGUUUAUUGUGUUUCAGGGCAUCGUUUUGCUGAAGGUUGUCCCAAAUCCGUUACGGAUGGUAGCUUAUGAGUUUAGCUAGGUUAUUUUCUAUUGUUCCAUUGCAAAAAAAUGCACUUGUGAUACAUUCAAAUUAUAAUGAAUUUCAAUUGAAAUCCUCUGAAAUUAAUUUUCUACGUAAUUUCUAACAACAUUUAUGAGAAAAAACAACAAUUACCCUAUUGCCUUGGAAAUAACUUCUCUGCCCUGUAUAGAAAAUGACUUGAUGUAAAUUGAAUGUUUUUAUUGAUGUUAUACGUUAAAAAAAUUAAAAGAUGUACAAAUUAGA
Molecule: messenger RNA, 2252 nt
Organism: Gadus morhua (Atlantic cod)
Lineage: Eukaryota; Metazoa; Chordata; Actinopteri; Gadiformes; Gadidae
Product: G-protein coupled receptor 61-like
Exons: 2
Coding region: 438-1892 (484 amino acids)
Biological process (GO): G protein-coupled receptor signaling pathway
Cellular component (GO): signaling receptor complex; plasma membrane; endosome
Molecular function (GO): G protein-coupled receptor activity
Source: RefSeq, a predicted model, not a curated record